Molecule: messenger RNA, 1230 nt
Organism: Elaeis guineensis (African oil palm)
Lineage: Eukaryota; Viridiplantae; Streptophyta; Magnoliopsida; Arecales; Arecaceae
Product: protein PHOSPHATE-INDUCED 1 homolog
Source: RefSeq, a predicted model, not a curated record
CCCCAGCUCACCCUUUUCCUUCACCCAGCUCCAUACAAAUCUAUUCUCUUCCUCUCUAAAAAAAGAAGCAUAUAAUAUAACCCGAGACCUCUCCUUUAGUAUCCUCUUUUAGAUCUGUACUAAUGGCGUCUUCUAGUAUUAGCCCUUGUUUCCUUUGUCUCUUGGUAGUAGUAGCCUCUCUUCUGGUCCAGUGCUCCUAUGGUGCUAGAAAGCUCAAUGCCUUGGUGGAGGAACCAUCUCCAGUCUUAACCUACCACAAGGGGGCUCUCCUCACCGGGACCGUAUCGGUGAACUUAAUCUGGUACGGUAAGUUCACCGCCUCCCAGCGAGCCAUCAUCUCCGACUUUGUCACGUCCCUCUCCACCAAAGGCGGUGGCCAGAAGCAGCCGGAGCCGUCGGUGUCCGCCUGGUGGAAGACCACCGAGAAGUACUACUCGCAGUCGAAGACCAAAUUCCCUACUCUCACGCUCGGUGACCAGAUCCUCGACGAGUCCUACUCCCUCGGCAAGUCGCUCACGGAUGCCGACAUCGCCAAGCUGGCGAGCCGCGGCGCACCGAAUUACGCCGUUAAUGUCGUCUUAACGGCGGAUGACGUCGCGGUCGAGGGGUUCUGCAUGAGCCGGUGCGGGACCCACGGGUCCUCCCCCCGGUCUAAGUCCGGCCGGUUCGCUUACAUCUGGGUCGGCAACUCGGCGACUCAGUGCCCGGGUCAGUGCGCGUGGCCCUUCCACCAGCCGGUUUACGGGCCUCAGUCCCCGGCGUUGGUGGCGCCUAACGGCGACGUCGGGAUUGACGGCAUGGUGAUCAACUUGGCGAGCAUGAUGGCCGGGACGGUGACCAACCCGUUCAACAACGGAUUCUACCAGGGGCCGAAGGAGGCGCCGUUAGAGGUUGCGACGGCGUGCCCGGGGGUUUAUGCCAAGGGGGCGUAUCCGGGAUAUCCCGGGGAUUUGUUGGUGGACUCGACCACCGGGGCGAGCUACAACGCGAACGGGGCCAACGGGAGGAAGUACCUGGUUCCAGCCUUGUUUGACCCAUCCACUUCCUCCUGCUCCACCUUGGUGUAGAAGGGAAACGUUAGAGACACGAGACAGAGAUUGUAGCCAUAGAUAUAUAGUUUGUAAUUCUUUCAUUCAUUCGAUGAAAUUUAAAUUAUGUCUUUCUAUUAUUUUAUUGAUUCCAUGAUUAAACACACUACUGAUGUGGUUUAGCAAUCACUAAUCCAAUCCA